This is a messenger RNA of Saitoella complicata NRRL Y-17804, 950 nucleotides long. RefSeq lists its product as uncharacterized. Bases 244 to 885 code for a protein of 213 amino acids. Lineage: Eukaryota; Fungi; Ascomycota; Saitoellomycetes; Saitoellales; Saitoellaceae. The record is from RefSeq and is a predicted model, not a curated record. The transcript is spliced from 2 exons.
CCUUUCCCAGAGUUCCCACCCCUGACACUGCCACUCCCAAUCCUAUAAGAACCCCCCUCCCUCUCGGUCAGAGAUGCUUUCCUCACCCAACAAAGUUCCAACAAUCCGAACUCGCAACCUUUAGCCUCGCUUCACAGCACUCAAGUCCCUUCUCAGCUUUCUCAACUUUUGCUUCGCGACAACUCUCUACAAACUUUCUCUAUCUUCUCGAUACCGAAACAACUCUCAACAACAAUAAUCAACAUGCAGUUCUCCAUCAAGACCAUUUCUGCCGUUCUCGUCGCUGCUGUGGCCGCUACCCACGCCGCUCCUACCACCUCCGGCGCUGACCCCCUCAACGGCGGUGCUUACGCCUACGGAGCGUCUCCCUUCCCCGGACUCGCCUACGGUGCCAGUGUUCUCAUCUCCAACAUCCUCUCUGACAACACUCUCUGCCCUCUCGUCCAGUACCUCGCCGAUGGACCCGGUAACAUCCUCAAUGAUGUUACCGGCAACUUGGUCCCGGCUUUGACCGGUGGAUUGUUGAAUAGUCAGGCGUUGUACUCUGUCAACACCUUGGUCGACACCGUCUACGGCUUGGACGAGGCUGUCGGUGCCUCUUUGUUCGGUAUCUUGCCGACUUGUUUCACCAACACGGCUUACUGCACCAACCAGAUCUCCCGCGCCUUGAAGGCCUCCUCCCAGGGUGAGGAAUCCGAGACGGAGGAUGCGUGUAAGACCGCCUUCUACAUCUGCGAGCCCAACGUCUCUCCCUCCCAGGUCGCCGAGAAGGCUCCGUGCUGGUAUGUUUGUUCCCCCCCCAUUCCUUCUCUUAUCCCGUCCCUUCUUCUGACAUGCUUCGAACAGUUCUCCUUACGUUCCCCCCUGUACCGACGGCCAGGGUAACGCUCAGCACUGUUAAGUGGGCAUGGCUCUUGAUUGCAUAUACUGGGCGUUUCGUUUUCUACAUC